CGGCCCCGGCCUCCGCCUCGGCCCUGCGCCCGCUUCUGCCCCGGCCCGCCGAGCCCGCGGGCAGCCGAGCCGCCAGCGACGCCCGCUGAGCCCCGUGUGCCCGGGCGGGGGGCCAUGCCGUGCCGGAGGGAAGAGGAAGAGGAAGCCGGCGAGGAAGCGGAGGGGGAGGAGGAGGAGGAGGAGGAAGACAGCUUCCUCCUGCUGGAGCAGUCGGUGACGCUGGGCGGCUCGGGCGAGGUGGACCGGCUGGUGGUCCAGAUCGGCGAGACGCUGCAGCUGGAGCCGGCGCACCACAGCCCGGCCUCCCCGUGCGCGCCCCCAGGGCCUCCGCUGCAGCCCCCGCGGCCCCUGGCCGCGCUGGCGGCGGACAAGGCCGUGGCCCCGGCGGUGCCGCCGCUGCUGCUGCUGCGUCCGGCGUCGGCCGAGGCGGGGGCCCCGGCGCCCCCUGGGGCCCUGCGCUGCGCUCUCGGGGACCGCGGCCGCGUGCGGGGCCGGGCGGCACCCUACUGCGUGGCGGAGCUCGCCGCAGGCCCCGGCGCGCUGUCCACUCUGCCCCCUCAGCCUGGCCUGGAUGGGCCUCCCGGAACUGGCAAGCAAGGAAUCCCGCAGCCGUUGUCUGGGCCGUGCCGGCGAGGUUGGUUCCGGAACGCUGCCUCGUCCCGCCGCCUACAACAGCGACGCGGGUCCCAGCCAGAAACCCGCACCGGGGACGACGACCCGCACCGGCUCCUGCAGCAGCUGGUGCUCUCAGGGAACCUCAUCAAGGAGGCUGUGCGCAGGCUUCAUUCGCGAGGGCUACAGUUACACGCAAAGCUUCCCCAACGCCCGCCCCUGGGGCCUCUGUCGGCCCCCGUUCAUGAGCCCCCUUCGCCCCAAAGCCCUCGUCCAGCCUGCAGUGACCCUGGGUGUCCGGGCGGAGGGCGCAGCUCAGAACUGGAGAUGGCAUGCUCGUCCCUGGCAGCUAACCACAGCCAGGGUGGCCCCGGCGCCAGCCUCUGACCGGAGGCCAGGAGCUUCUCUCGAGAGCUGCAACCCUGUUCGGGCCGUUGGAGAACUUGCGCGUUGGGAAGAAGCAAAAAUAAGCUUAACGAGGACGGAGAACCUAAAAAAGGAAAAAAAAAAUCGCGAAUAUGUUCACGUACAAGUAUGGUUGAGGGCCAGGAUCUGUUUGAAACCCAAGGACCCUGGGAAUCCUGCCUAAGACAAGCGCUUAGGGCACAGCACCCCAACCUCUCAGUCAGUAAGACUCCUUAUUUGGAGUGACCCAGCCUGGCCGCGCCGCGUGCGGCUCUGCGCAGACUCGCCCCGGGCCAGCCCGGCGACCACGUGGCCAAGUCCGGGCUUCUCAGAUCACCCACAUCAGGACGACGGAGGGUGGUCGCCGUUUAUUUGUUGGACCUUUUCAGGACCGGCUCCUGAUCUGAGUAGAGGCUCAUUUAGGGGAGCACCCCUAAAAAUGCCAGGCUUGAAUAUUUACCACACUUUA
This is a messenger RNA of Perognathus longimembris pacificus (Pacific pocket mouse), 1486 nucleotides long. RefSeq names its product FRAT regulator of WNT signaling pathway 1 (gene Frat1). Lineage: Eukaryota; Metazoa; Chordata; Mammalia; Rodentia; Heteromyidae. Gene Ontology annotation, cellular component: cytoplasm. Gene Ontology annotation, biological process: positive regulation of canonical Wnt signaling pathway. The record is from RefSeq and is a predicted model, not a curated record.